AUGCCAGCAGUUAUGACAAUGUUAGCCGACCAUGCAGCUCGACAGCUGCUGGACUUCAACCAGAAACUGGAUAUUAACCUCCUGGACAAUGUUGUGAAUUGUCUGUAUCAUGGUGUAGGACCGCAGCAAAGAAUGGCGCAGGAAGUGUUGACCCAUUUGAAAGAGCAUCCAGAUGCAUGGACAAGAGUAGACACCAUAUUGGAGUUCUCUCAGAACAUGAACACCAAAUACUAUGCUCUUCAGAUUCUGGAAACAGUCAUAAAAACAAGAUGGAAGAUUCUGCCCAGAAACCAGUGUGAAGGGAUUAAAAAGUAUGUCGUUGGUCUUAUUAUCAAGACGUCGUCAGACGCCGCAAAUGUAGAGAAAGAGAAGGUGUAUAUUGGGAAGCUCAACAUGAUUCUUGUGCAGAUCCUGAAGCAGGAGUGGCCCAAACACUGGCCCACCUUCAUCAGUGACAUUGUCGGGGCAAGCCGCACGAGUGAGAGCCUUUGUCAGAACAACAUGAUCAUCCUCAAACUGCUGAGUGAGGAGGUGUUUGAUUUCUCCAGUGGUCAGAUGACUCAAGUCAAAGCCAAACAUCUCAAAGACAGUAUGUGCAACGAGUUCUCACAGAUAUUCCAGCUCUGCCAGUUUGUCAUGGAAAAUUCACAGAAUGCUCCACUGGUCCAUGCCACACUUGAGACUCUGUUACGUUUUCUGAAUUGGAUCCCACUUGGAUACAUUUUUGAGACUAAACUCAUCAGCACUCUUGUGUACAAGUUCCUGAACGUUCCCAUGUUCCGUAAUGUGACAUUGAAGUGCCUGACGGAGAUCGCUGGUGUGAGCGUCAGCCAGUACGAGGAGCAGUUUGUCACUCUGUUCACCCUCACUAUGAUGCAGCUCAAACAGAUGCUUCCUCUGAACACCAACAUUCGGUUGGCGUACGCCAAUGGCAAAGACGACGAACAGAACUUCAUCCAGAACUUGAGCCUGUUCCUCUGCACCUUCCUCAAGGAACAUGGCCAACUCAUCGAGAAGAGACUUAACCUUAGAGAGACACUCAUGGAGGCCCUGCAUUAUAUGCUCCUGGUAUCUGAGGUGGAGGAAACUGAGAUCUUUAAGAUCUGUCUGGAGUACUGGAACCACCUGGCCGCUGAACUAUACAGAGAGAGUCCCUUCUCUACAUCCACCUCUCCGCUCCUCUCUGGCAGCCAGCACUUCGAUGUGCCCCCCAGGAGACAGCUCUACCUGCCUGUGCUGUCUAAGGUGCGUCUGCUUAUGGUGAGCCGCAUGGCUAAGCCCGAGGAGGUGCUUGUGGUGGAGAAUGACCAGGGAGAAGUUGUUAGAGAGUUCAUGAAGGAUACAGACUCCAUCAACCUUUACAAGAACAUGAGAGAAACCCUUGUGUACCUGACACAUUUGGACUACGCAGAUACAGAGCGUAUAAUGACAGAGAAGCUCCAUAACCAGGUGAAUGGGACAGAGUGGUCUUGGAAAAACCUAAACACACUUUGCUGGGCCAUCGGCUCCAUUAGUGGGGCCAUGCAUGAGGAGGAUGAGAAGAGAUUCCUGGUCACAGUCAUUAAGGACCUGCUUGGGCUGUGUGAGCAGAAACGAGGGAAGGACAACAAGGCCAUCAUUGCCUCCAAUAUCAUGUACAUUGUAGGCCAAUACCCACGAUUCCUGCGUGCUCAUUGGAAGUUCCUCAAGACUGUGGUCAACAAACUCUUUGAGUUCAUGCAUGAGACGCAUGACGGAGUACAGGACAUGGCAUGCGACACCUUUAUUAAGAUUGCUCAGAAGUGCAGGAGGCAUUUUGUGCAGGUGCAGGUUGGAGAGGUGAUGCCCUUCAUUGAUGAAAUCCUCAACAACAUCAAUACCAUCAUAUGUGACCUUCAGCCCCAGCAGGUUCACACAUUUUACGAGGCUGUGGGCUAUAUGAUUGGAGCUCAGACAGACCAGGCAGUACAGGAGCACCUCAUAGAGAAAUACAUGCUACUCCCCAACCAGGUGUGGGACAGCAUCAUCCAACAGGCCACCAAGAAUGUUGAUAUCCUGAAGGAUCCAGAGACAGUGAAGCAGCUGGGCAGUAUUCUGAAGACCAAUGUUAGAGCGUGUAAAGCAGUGGGCCACCCUUUUGUCAUCCAGCUCGGCCGCAUCUACCUGGACAUGCUCAAUGUGUACAAGUGCCUGAGUGAGAACAUCUCUGCUGCCAUCCAGGCCAACGGAGAGAUGGUUACGAAACAGCCUUUGAUCAGGAGUAUGAGGACAGUGAAGAGAGAGACGCUCAAACUGAUCUCAGGCUGGGUCAGCCGCUCAAAUGACCCACAGAUGGUGGGGGAGAACUUUGUUCCUCCGCUACUGGAUGCUGUACUCAUCGAUUACCAGCGGAACGUCCCUGCAGCUAGAGAGCCAGAGGUCCUCAGCACCAUGGCAACUAUUGUCAACAAACUGGGUGGCCACAUCACAGCAGAGAUCCCUCAGAUAUUUGAUGCAGUAUUUGAAUGCACACUAAACAUGAUCAACAAAGACUUUGAGGAAUACCCUGAGCAUCGCACACAUUUCUUCUACCUUCUCCAAGCUGUCAAUUCUCACUGUUUCCCAGCAUUCCUGGCCAUUCCCCCAGCACAAUUUAAACUGGUGCUGGACUCCAUCAUCUGGGCAUUCAAGCACACCAUGAGGAAUGUGGCUGACACAGGUCUUCAGAUCCUCUACACUCUCCUGCAGAAUGUGGCUCAGGAGGAGGCAGCAGCCCAGAGUUUCUAUCAGACAUACUUCUGUGACAUCUUACAGCACAUCUUCUCUGUCGUCACUGACACCUCUCAUACCGCUGGUUUGACAAUGCACGCCUCCAUCUUGGCCUACAUGUUUAACCUGGUGGAAGAGGGCAAGAUCAGUACAGCACUAAACCCCUCCAAUCCAGUCAACAACCAGGUGUUUAUCCAGGAGUAUGUGGCCAACCUGCUCAAGACUGCCUUCCCACACUUACAAGAUGCCCAAGUAAAGGUGUUUGUUACUGGACUGUUCAGCUUAAAUCAAGAUAUUCCCGCCUUCAAGGAGCACUUAAGAGAUUUCCUCGUACAAAUCAAGGAGUUUGCAGGAGAGGACACGACAGAUCUGUUCCUGGAAGAGCGAGAGGCGUCACUGCGACAAGCGCAGGAGGAGAAGCAUAAACUGCAGAUGUCUGUGCCUGGUAUCCUCAACCCCCAUGAGAUGCCCGAGGAGAUGUGUGACUGAACAUACAUGCAUUUACACAAACACACACGUGCAUACACAUGCUAUACAGACAACAAAAUGUCAGAAAACAAUGACAAAAAAGGAUGGCUGUUGGCCCUUGACAGCUGAUCCGUAUGUGUUUGUUGUGUGCAUGCGUGUGUGUGUCUGUGUCUCUAAGUGUGUUGGUGAGAAGGCAAGAUCCGCACUUGAGGUGUUUGUCGACCAAAAUAAUGCCAAUAUGUAAAUGAAAAGUGUCACCCCCAGUGGCCCGUUUUACAUAGUAUGCGUUUUAUAUGGAGACUUUGUGUGUACUAUCUUUCCAUUGUUAAUCCCAGUUUAUGUUUGGUCAUCCUGAGGCUGCA
Molecule: messenger RNA, 3557 nt
Organism: Chanos chanos (milkfish)
Lineage: Eukaryota; Metazoa; Chordata; Actinopteri; Gonorynchiformes; Chanidae
Gene: xpo1b
Product: exportin 1 (CRM1 homolog, yeast) b
Exons: 24
Coding region: 1-3216 (1071 amino acids)
Biological process (GO): ribosomal large subunit export from nucleus; protein export from nucleus; ribosomal small subunit export from nucleus
Cellular component (GO): nucleus; cytoplasm
Molecular function (GO): nuclear export signal receptor activity; small GTPase binding
Source: RefSeq, a predicted model, not a curated record